Messenger RNA from Eurytemora carolleeae, 1870 nucleotides. RefSeq names its product cytochrome c oxidase assembly protein COX15 homolog. Gene Ontology annotation, cellular component: mitochondrial inner membrane. NCBI's taxonomy places the organism in Eukaryota, Metazoa, Arthropoda, Copepoda, Calanoida, Temoridae. The coding region runs from base 115 to 1143 and encodes 342 amino acids. The record is from RefSeq and is a predicted model, not a curated record. Gene Ontology annotation, biological process: heme A biosynthetic process. Gene Ontology annotation, molecular function: oxidoreductase activity, acting on NAD(P)H, heme protein as acceptor. The transcript has 14 exons.
ACAGGACAGUCUACAGUAGCAGCAGAGGUUGGAGGGCAUGCUGGUCAACUAGGUAAAGCAACUUCUGGUACAACUAGUAGAGUUGUAGGCUGGUGGCUAGCAGGAUGUGCAGGGAUGUGUUUCGGAGCUGUGAUGCUUGGAGGAGUCACCCGUCUGACAGAGUCAGGUUUAAGUAUGACAGAUUGGAAACUACUUGGCCGACCCCCUCCACGCACACAGGAUGAGUGGAUGGUGGAGUUGGAUAAAUACAAACUCUCUCCUGAAUAUAAAUACAAGAACUUUGAUAUUACCAUGGAUCAGUUCAAGUUCAUCUGGUACAUGGAGUACGGUCACAGGAUGUGGGGUAGAACUAUUGGAGCAGUAUUCUAUAUUCCUGCUGGUAUAAUGUGGGCCAGAGGAAUGUUCUCCCCUGCCAUAAAGAAGAGAGUUGCAUUUGCUGGUGUUCUCCUGGCUUGUCAGGGUCUACUAGGAUGGUAUAUGGUUAAAUCAGGAUUGGAUCAUAAUAAUUUCCUUGGACCGAGUGAUGUACCGCGUGUUUCUCAAUACCGCCUUGCCGCGCACCUUUCAUCAGCUGUCGUUCUCUACUCAGCACUAUUUUGGUCAGCUAAGGAUAUCCUGCGUCCUGCGCUACAGUUUGAUCCAAGCAAGAUAACACCUCAGCUUGCAAGUUUCCGAAAGCUGGUGAUUUCAUCGAAAGGAUUAGCGUUUAUUACUCUUGUUUCUGGUGCAUUUGUAGCAGGAUUAGAUGCUGGACUCGUGUAUAACUCUUUUCCUAAGUUUGCUGACAGAUGGAUCCCUGAAGACAUUUUGGCACAAUCACCUACUCUUAGGAAUUUUACUGAGAACCCGACAACUGUACAGUUUGAUCACAGAGUGCUUGGUACAACCACGCUAGCCUUGCUGUCAGCUGUAGCUGUACAGGCGGCCCGGCUACCCCUGCCCACUAGAAUACAAUACGCGGCAUUUGCUCUAGGAACCAUGGGUUGGAUACAGGUUGGUCUGGGUAUAUCCACACUGCUCCUGUACGUCCCUGUACCGGUCGCAGCAGCGCAUCAAAGCGGGGCCCUGGUCACCCUCUCCCUAGCAAUGUGGUUGGCCCAUGAAGCCAAGUUUCUCAAAGUUUUGAAGAAAUUACCAAAAUAAUAUAUUUCUCAUAACUUCCUCGAUCACCAGAAGUGUUUAAACAACAGAGAAGAAACCAUUUAAAAGAAUAGACUGGUGAAGAACAAAGAAACCAAAAAAAAACAAAACAAUUAAUUUCUCAAAACAAACAAGGAAGUUCAUUUAUUAAAAUAAUAGGCAGGGGUAGAUAUUUUUUAUGAAUAAAAUUUUGAAAAUUUUCCCCCAAUUAUGAAAAUACCUAAUCCUGUACUAGAGUUAAGCUUAACGUUUGUCUUGAAAUCUUAUAAAUAGUAUUUACUGUGUAACUGGUUAAAAGUUAAAAAUUUUUAUUUUUGAAAUGUAAGAGCACAUUCGCUAUAUUUUUUUUUAAGACAUAUAAAUAUUAUUAGUAAUGAUAAUAGAUGUUCAUUACUUUCUAGUAGCUAAAAUUAUUUUUUUUAUGGGGGGGGGGUUUGCCGAUAUUUUAAGAAAUUUUCGUUAAAACAUUCAUUAUUGACUAAUAUAAAUCCUUACCAACUGUUGUAAUUGACAGGUUUUUAAUUCACAUUAAAAUCAAGUAGGGUAUACAUAUGACCCCUCCCCCCCUUGUACAACCAUUUUAAAUUCGUUAAGAUUUAUAAAAUAUUAAUGUUAUGUUGAAUUUUUCUGCACUAACGAGUUUUACUCAUAAAUUCGAAAUCAAGGACUCACGGUUAUGUAGCUUAUUUGCAUGUCAUUUAAAAGUGUCCAACUCUGAAUAUUUUUCAGA